Rotaria sp. Silwood2 is the source of this 726-nucleotide messenger RNA. NCBI's taxonomy places the organism in Eukaryota, Metazoa, Rotifera, Eurotatoria, Philodinida, Philodinidae. The record is from the annotation of a GenBank genome assembly.
AUGCAUAUACAACGCUCUCUUGUACGAUUAGAUCAUCUCUUCUUUCAACUUCACUUAGAUCAACAAGAACAACAAUCAUUAGUCAUGGAACCAAAAAUGAUUUCUACUUUAAGUCCAUUAAUGCCUAUCUGUCGUUAUUUAUAUCGGCUUUUAAUUCCAAUCUAUUAUAAUCAAGUUGCUCAUCUGAUGACGAUUGAUAAUGGUGCUGAUCUAAUUCAACGUUUAGAAAAUUAUCAAGAAAAAGAUUAUUUACAAUCGACAACCUAUUUCAUUACUCUUCAUAUUAAAGAUCCUUAUACAUCAAUUACACAUGCGCAAUUAUUGCACACGUUAAAAUGUUUUCUUGAUGACUUUAUUCGGGAAGAAACCAUACAAGGCAUGAACGCGAUGGCUAUUUUAAAAUUAACAGAAUUUCUUCUCCAACAUCAAUAUUUCGUUUUUGAUAAUCGUAUCUAUCAACAAGUUUGUGGUGGUGGUACAGGUUUAUAUUUCAUGCAACUUUUAAUUGAUAUCUAUUUAUUCUAUUGGCAACAACCAUUAUUACGCUUAGAUCAGCAAGAUCAACAUGAAAUAUUUGUUCGCUGUUUUGAUGAUAUAUUUCUGAUAUGGAAUGAAUCGAAAGAAAAAUUUCAUGAACUAUUAAAAACGAUGAAUAACAACGAUUCAUCCAUACAAUAUGAAGUCAAUGUACAAACGAAAGAAAUUCAUUAUUUGGAUGUAGAAAUU